AUGGGUUAGCCUAGUCUUAGGUACUCUAAACCUCCAGAUGAUGCUUUGCUAAUUUCCUUACCCAUUAGAAAUAGUCUAGAAGCUGUUGUAGUGAGACUGGAUCGUUCUGCUUAAUAUCCUCCUCUAGACACAAAGGAAUGGGGGUAAUUCCUGUAUUAAAUUAACCUUCCUUUGGAUAAGAAAAAUAAGCUGAAUCUUCUUAAUGAUAGUACAAAACCUUAAUAAUAUAUAGAUUUCAAAGCGCAAAUUCUAUAUUAGUAUCUAAAAUCAAAAAAGAAGAAUGUUGAGCCUGCCAUUUUGGGGACCGAAGAAGGACUUGAAGACUUAUUGGUUUAUUUGCGAUCAUUAUCAAAAUAAGACUUAUCCAAAUAUAUUGUGGAAAAAAAUCUUAUUGAGAAAUUAACAAAGCUAUGUCAAACUGAUUGCGAAGGUCAUCACGAUAAAGAAUGUCUUAUUUUAAAUAUCAUAUUAUUGGCAUUAGAAUCUGAUAACAAUCUCGAAAUCCCGACUUCUUCGUUAAACGAAUUCUGCAUGAUCUUGAAUCCCCUUCACAUUGUAAACUUUUCGUUAAUACUUGAAAUUUAUGUGUUGAUUUGCAAAUUUUAGACUGAUGAGCGCAUGCUUCAAAUAGCUUUAGCGUGGUUGGAAAUGAAACGUCAAGGACAUUGGAAUUAUCCCAUUGAACCUUUCAUCCAACUGCUUUAAUCCAAUAAAAGCGUGUUUGCAAUAGCCAACAUGUGUAGAUUUCUUAAUUACUUUAUGGAAGCCCAUGCAGACUAAACUUAUAGCUAUAAAUUGAAGAAGAGUUUCAUCUAAUACGGACUAAGAAUCUUACUUUAGGAUGUGAAGAGCAAAAUACAAAGUGGAAGUUAUUAAUUGCAAGAUUGCACAUAUGCAGCUAUGGAUUAGCAAUUAAUGGAAUAAUACUUGAUGCUAAAAGAUAAUCCAGCAAGAAAACGAAAGGUGUUACCUCCAGAUGGAAAACCUGUAGAAUUAAGCAUUUGUGCCAAACUAUGUCACGAAUUGUUUAUCGAUUUGAAUAACACUAAUGCUUCUACUAAGUUUUAAAAGGUAUGCGAAGAAGCUACGGCACAAAUAGAUGCAUUUCUUUUUUUAACAGAGGACAUUGAUGAAGAAUUGAAAGGUCAUAAGGGGCCAACCUAGAAGGAUAAUAAUAUUAGUCAAUUUCGAAGACAACAAUCUAUCUCCAACAUUUAUGAAGUUGAAGAUUCAUAAGAAAUUAGAAUCCCCAAUUUAGACUAUAAUUAACUUAACACAUAAGUGAGAGAAGCCCCCACAAUUUAAGAGACUGUUAAAAUCCUUGAUGAUUACGUUACCUAACAAGCUAAUGUUGGAGUGAAUCCAGUAUCUUAACUAAUUCAAACAACAGCUCAAAAACUCUUGGAAUUAAAAAAGAAUGAUCCUACACAUUUAGAAUUAGUAGAAGCUGAAAAAAAAUGCACAUAAUUAGAAUAACAGUUGAGAAAGAUCUAUGAAUAAAAAGAUAAGUAUUUUUAAGAGAUGAAAGAACUAGAAAGUAAAUUAGAAUAAUAAUCUAAACUUAUUGAAUAAUUACAAUCAGCAGCCCCAGCUUCAUAGGUAAGUACUACCAUCUCAGCUCCAAACCCACCUUAAAUAGCACCUCCACCACCUCCUCCUCCACCACCACCUCCUCCAGGAGGUUUAUUAACUGCGCCACCUCCUCCACCGCCGCCACCUCCCCCUCCUCCUCCUGGGGGUUCAUUAACUGCACCUCCUCCACCACCACCACCUCCUCCUCCUGGAGGCAGACUUCCACCUCCUCCUCCACCUCCUCCUGGUGGAAUGCCUCCUCCUCCUCCUAUGCCUGGAAGAGCUCCUCCUCCUCCACCAGGAGCAGCUAAACCAGGAAAAUAGAAAUGCAAUCCAACUAAGCCAAUGAAAUAAGUUCCGUGGGUUUUGAUUAAAGAAGACAAGAUAAAGGGAACAAUUUGGGAGAAAUUAGAUGAUAAAAAGAUUAAAUUAGAUGUGGAAUUAUUAGAGGAGAAGUUUUCAAGACCAGAACCUACUCAGAGAUCGCAAUCUACUAUAGUACAACCUUUGAAACCAUAAAAAGUAUCGUAAUUAUCCUCAGAGAGAUGUAAAAAUGUAGAACUUGUCAUUUCAAGAUUAAAACUAAGUGCUUUUACAUUGAAGGAGGCACUUUUGGCAAUAGAUUAUGAUGUGUUAACGGAAGAUAAAGUUGGUAUGUUAAUAAAUGCAGUUCCUGAGAAGGAAGAGUAGGAACUAUUUUUACAUUAUUAGCCUGAAGAUAUUAAUUUAGUGGCAGUUCCUGAUUAAUUCUUUAUGGAUUUAAGUCCAAUUCCAUAAAUAAAAUUGAGAGUGGAGGCAAUAACGAUUGCAUAUGAAUGGAAAGAAUUAGCCUCAACAAUAACGGCAAAAUAGGAGAAGAUUAAGGUUGGAAUUAAAAUGUAGAGAGAAGAUGAGAAGCUUCCCAUUUUAUUGGAAUAUUCAUUGGCACAUGGAAAUUACUUGAAUGGGCAAUCAGCCAAAGGAGGAGCUAGUGCAUUUAAAUUGGACAUAAUGUCUUAAUUGGAUGAUGUUAAAUCAAAUGACAAUAAGACAAAUUUAUUGAUUGUGAUUUUGGAGAAAGUUGAAAGAGAAAUUGGGUGUUUGUAUGACGUUGAAUUUUUGGCAAAGAUAGAUUAUGAAUUCUUAUCGAAAAUUUCAUUGUAAACAAUAGGAUAAGAUUUGAAUGAAUUAAAAAGAAUGUAAAGAGUGGUUGAAAGAGCCUAAAAGUCAUAGGGAGAAGAUUCUAAUGACAAAGCAGCCGAAAAAUUCAAGAUUUUAUUUGAUCAGUUAGAAGAGACUUGUGGGACAAUUGACAAAAAUAAUAAAGACCUAGAUUUGGUAUACAAAGAUUUGUUGAAUCAUUAUUGUGAAGAUUAAAAAACCCAGUCUGACGAGUUUUUUUAGAAAAUCGAAAGAAUAUGGACAGAUUAUAAAAAUGCUAAAGCAUAAAUGGAUAGAACUAAGCAAGCUUAACAAAAAGAAUAAGAAAAGUUGAUGAGAUCCUAAUCUAAUUUAGUCUAGUCAUAAAUGCUAAUGUCUUCAUCAAUAACGCAAAUGAGUCAAAACGAACCAAUUAAGUAAGAGGAGAAGGCCUCACCAGCUCCAGUAACGGAGAAGAAGGAUCCAAAGGAAGUAUUGGCGGAAUUGAAAAUGUUGCAAUCAAAGAAAGCCGAAUUAGCAGCGAAGAGAUAAUAACAAAAAUGA
Molecule: messenger RNA, 3255 nt
Organism: Paramecium tetraurelia
Lineage: Eukaryota; Ciliophora; Oligohymenophorea; Peniculida; Parameciidae
Exons: 5
Source: RefSeq, a predicted model, not a curated record